This is a messenger RNA of Orbicella faveolata, 3876 nucleotides long. RefSeq names its product transient receptor potential cation channel subfamily M member-like 2. Gene Ontology annotation, cellular component: plasma membrane. The record is from RefSeq and is a predicted model, not a curated record. Gene Ontology annotation, molecular function: monoatomic cation channel activity. Gene Ontology annotation, biological process: monoatomic cation transmembrane transport; metal ion transport. Lineage: Eukaryota; Metazoa; Cnidaria; Anthozoa; Scleractinia; Merulinidae.
AUGGUGUUUCACAGAGGACGGAAAAGAAAUUUCAUCCGUAUUUCUAAUGACACUGAUCCCGAAAAAGUUCUACGCCUUUUAAGAGAUCAAUGGAAGUUAGAAUUACCCAAGCUGCUCAUCUCUGUCACCGGUGGAGCUAAAAACUUUGUCCUACAUCCCAAGUUGAAGCACGUGUUACGACAGGGGCUGCUAAAGGCUGCCCAGACAACAGGCGCGUGGAUUAUCACAGGCGGGACAAACACUGGCGUGAUGCGUCACGUGGGUGAAGCUGUUAAGGGUCACACCGUCAUGUCACGCGGGGCACAGCCGCUGAAGGAUAAAGAAUCGCAGCUGCAUUUGAUUGGCAUCGCUACCUGGGGGAUAGUGGACCACAGGACAGACUUAAUCGACAGCAAGGGAGUUGUCACGUACCACAUGACCUCCAGUCUACUGUCACAGGGAGCGUGCCUCGAUAACAAUCAUUCACAUUUCAUCCUGGUGGAUGAUGGAACGGCUGGAAAAUAUGGCGGAGAAAUCCCAUUUCGUGCAAGUCUGCAAAACUGCAUCACAACAAAGAAGAUUGCUAGAAGCAAAUCUCAUGGUAUCCCAGUGGUUCUACUUGUUCUUGAGGGAGGCCCAAACACAAUCCUGACGGUGUUGGAAUCUGUAACGAGUACCCCAGCUGUGCCUGUCGUCAUUGCCGAGGGCAGCGGAAGGGCUGCCGAUAUCUUAGCGCAUGCUCAUGGCCUUGUCACAUCAAAUGAUGGAACCGACAUGGAAGACAUGUCCGAGGUUGUUGAACACAGACAGCUUCUUAUGAGAAUUCAAAAAGCCUUCCCAGAAUGCAACGAGACGAAAUGUUAUGCAAUUUACCAUGACGUGCUUAAAUGUGUGGGGAACAAGAGAUAUAUAACAAUAUUCCGAAUGGACGAGGAUGGUAUCGAGAUCGACAGAGCGAUACUGAGAGCUCUAUUGAAAGCACAGCACGCAUCCGCCGCAGACCAGUUGAGUUUGGCCCUGAUAUGGAACCGAGCCGAUAUUGCCCGAACAGAAAUCUUCACAGAAGAUCAAAAGUGGGAGAUGGAUGCUUUGGAGGAUGCGAUGAUGGAUGCUCUAGUUAACAAUCGAGUGGAGUUUGUUAAUCUGCUGUUGGAGAAUGGUGUCAGUAUGAACAAAUUUCUGACGUCAACUCGACUAGAGGAACUAUACAAAGCGAGGAGGAAGUCUUCUUCAAGUGCUGUAUUCAGACAAUUGAUCGGCAUGGAAAAGGUAGAUUCCUGUCGGAUUACCCUUUCCGAUGUAAACCAUGUCAUUCGGCGAUUGCUAGGAAGCACAUACAAAGGACACGGAGAGAACUUUAACACGAUCACAAGGGCUUUUGAUAUGGCUAACUCGACCAUGUUUGUGGAUGGACACCGAGACCACAUGGCGAACGCAGUUCACGUGAUCAACCCAUACAACGAGUUGCUGAUGUGGUCAGUGCUGUGCAAUAUGCAGAAAAUGGCGCUCUUUAUGUGGGAGCGAGGGGACGAGAAUCUGGCGCGGGCACUAGUGGCGGGAAAAUUAUACUACGUCAUGGCUAAGUUGACUGAGCGUGACGAGGCGAAGACGGAUAUCACUGACGAGCUUUACGCGCAUGUCGAAGAGUUUAAACGACUGGCUUUGGGGGUGUUAGAUCAAUGCUUUCAAACAAACGAAGAGCUCACUCAGCAGCUGCUGACUUAUCACUUGGAGAACUGGGGAGAACAAACAUGUCUGGCACUUGCUGUCGCCAUUGAAUACGAGGAAUUUCUAGCUCAUGCUAGUUGCCAGGCUCUUCUCACCGAUAUAUGGACGGGAGCAAUGAAGAAUGCGCACAGGUCUUCUAUUAAGACCAUGCUCGGUCUCCUUAUACCACCAACGAUAUUUUUGCUGGAAUUCAAAACAAAACAAGAACUCUUGUCGAUGCCAGUAACAUUUGAGGAACACGAGCAGGAGCUAGCCACCGAGGAAGUGGAAACGGAGGAGGAGGAUGACGAAGAGGAAGCUGAACACGUACAGGAAAACCGCACCUUCGACGGGUCCUGCCGAGCCAUGACAGGACAGAAUGGGGAUAUAGAGCUAAGAACGCUCUCUGUAUCACGUGAACUGCACAGAAUUCCUACCUACCAGGUGUGGACACAGCAAACUCGUGUCGUGAAACUAAAAUGGGGAAGAAAGAUCUUAGAGUUUUACAAGGCGCCUGUCACUAAAUUCUGGUCUAACGUGUUUGCCUACCUGGCGUUCUUGGUCUUGUUCAGUUACGUCAUUCUUGUGCGUCAAGAGAACAUUCCCUCAAUCAGUGAAGUCGUACUCAUCAUCUUUGUUUGUACAUUAUUUACUGAGGAAAUUAGACAGAUUCUGCACUCUGAACCACCAACGCUGGGAAACAAAUUCAAAGACUGGGCAUCCAGUAAAUGGAAUCUUCUUGACGGUUUCGCUGUCGUAUCAUUUUUUGUUGGUCUCGCACUCAGGCUUCACCCAACCACGCGUAGUGCUGGUCACGUGGUCUAUUGCCUCGACGUGAUGCUGUGGAUUAUUCGCUUGUUGGACAUAUUUUCUGUCAGCAAACAUUUGGGGCCGUACGUGGUGAUGAUUGGACGAAUGACUGUAGAUAUGCUGUAUUUUCUUCUGAUCAUGGUCAUAUUCCUGUUGGCUUAUGGAGUAGCUCAGCAAGCUAUCCUGUAUCCUAACGAGACUGCUUCCUGGUCCAUGUUGUCCCGGAUCUUCUUCAGACCUUAUUUCCAAGUUUAUGGAGAGCUGUUCGUGGAUCCACCAGAUACACUUAGCAAGACAAGCACUGCUUUUGAUACUCCACGAAAUGACGAGCAUGGAGACACUAUCGUGCUGUUUAUCAUGGCGUUUUAUCUGCUGGUCGCCAAUAUUCUGCUUCUAAAUCUCCUCAUAGCCAUUUUCAACAACACGUUUUCCAGUGUGCAGGCCAACGCAAAUCAGAUAUGGAAGUUUCAACGAUAUUAUUUGGUGAUGGAGUACGCACAGAGACCGGUCUUAAUACCACCUUUUAUCAUCCUUAAUCACGUGAUCCACGCGAUAAAGGGCUUAUAUCGUUGGCUAAAACGCUGUCGAGGUCGAGGACACAGAAACCAAGAAAGUUCUAGUUUUGGACUAAAGCUUUUCCUAGAAACGAACGAUCUUCAGAAGAUUAUGAUGUUUGAAGAGCGAUGUGUAGAUUCCUACUUGAGAGAGAAAGACACAUUACUUCACGCUUCUCAAGAGGAGAAAAUCAGAGUGAUGGGAGACAGGAUGGAAUCAGUUUCCUGUCAACUCCACGAUAUGUACAAAGAGACCGUCAGCCAAUCCAACUCGGGCAAGAAGUCGAUUUCCUCUCUGGAUAUCCGACUUACUAGACUGGAAGAACACAUGCACAAAAUUGUUGACAUACUGCACGAGUUGGCGGCGCCAGAACCAAAAACAACGCCGAGUGAUGUAGAGCCCGCGAGGUCUGGAAGAACUGUAUCUUUAUCAGACGUUGAACUUACAGGUUCUGGUAGACACAGGCCCCUUUCUCAAAGGUUGUCUUACGAAGGGGCUCUGACGAGUAGAAAGAAUGUGGGCCACAAAGAACUUCCAGAGGAAUUCCGGUUCACGAGACGGCGUCUGUCAACUGCUGCCGCACGUGCCAAGAAGAACGCUCGUGCACGUGAGAAGAUCAUGCACGAGCUCGCAAGGCAGUCACCGUAUCCCAAGAGCAAUCAACAGAGAUACCCUGUACCAGACUUCCUUGUUGAUUGGGAGGAGUCGUUCCCAGGCUACGAUCCACCUCUGUAUACCGCGCAAGAAGUUCGAGCUUCACCACCUGGGGCAGACCCUGACAUACUUGAGUGGGUGAAAACGUUCUGCUNUCUAUCAGACUGGGGU